Messenger RNA from Gossypium raimondii (Peruvian cotton), 3916 nucleotides. Its product is annotated as SUPPRESSOR OF ABI3-5-like. NCBI's taxonomy places the organism in Eukaryota, Viridiplantae, Streptophyta, Magnoliopsida, Malvales, Malvaceae. Gene Ontology annotation, molecular function: RNA binding. The coding region runs from base 254 to 3565 and encodes 1103 amino acids. The transcript is spliced from 15 exons. Gene Ontology annotation, cellular component: nucleus. Gene Ontology annotation, biological process: mRNA splicing, via spliceosome. The record is from RefSeq and is a predicted model, not a curated record.
UUAAAACUGAAUUCUGCGGAAAGGGUUACAUAUUGCCAAAUCGUGAGAAGGGCGAUCAAGCGAAGGUGUUUGAUUGGUUUUCUCAUUGAAUUCGGUUUGAUUCAAUCAUACCGCAGGCUAGGCAGGUAAAGGAGUCGGAUGCAGAUUGUGGAGUUUGACCUAUGUUCAUAAGGGGAAACGUCGAUUAUAUUAGGUUAGCUUAAAUUAAAUUCCCCUGAUUUAGUUCAAUCAAUCAACCAAUCCAAUAUGGAAGAUGGAAAGAGGGUUUCGAAGGCCAAGUCCAAAGUCGUGGCAAUUGUGUUUCAUGCUUCUUCGUAAUGGCAUAACCGUCUCUGUUUCUUUUUGUUGUUGUUGUGGAUUACAUUACAGGGAAUUGAAAAAAAAAAGGGUUUUUAGACAAUUUCUUCUACGCCCCCAACCGAAACACUUUUGUAGGGAGAAAAUGGAUCAUGCUCCUGCUCGCUACCCUCUUCAGCGAGGAUCGGAUAAUAACAGCGCUCUUGAGGGGUUUUCUGCUGUUCCUGUACCCAAUUACCGGGUCCGUGGUUCUUAUGAUGAGAGGAGAUUUCUAGAUGAAAGAUACUCCAGGGCUAGUUUUUAUCCAAGAAGUGCCUACCACCAUUAUUUUCCAGAGAAGGAUAAUCAUUCCCCUCCUGCUGCUGCUGGUGUCUGGUCUCAAUCAAGGGGGAGAAGUUAUGAGGAAGAAUAUCCCCGUGAUGAGGAUUCUAGGCAUCAUCAGAAGCUUUAUGUGGAUUCAUAUAGGGACUUGGAUACAUAUUGUGAUCAUGAGAUCGCUUUUCAAGAUUUUGAUAAGUUUCGGGAUGGCUAUCGUUGUGUUGACAACAUCUGUGAUCAUGAAUUUGGCGGGCCCUCUAGGUAUGGGGGGCGAGAUUGGGAAGACUACUCGUAUGAUUAUUAUGAUUAUAGGCCUCACAUUUCCCAUCAGAGCAGGGACAACAGCUGUGAGAGGAAUUAUGAAUAUAGUCGAAAUAGUUAUGAUUCUUAUCAUAAAAGAGGCAGUUGCAGAGAUGGUAGUUGGAGGAAGCGUGAAUCACGUGAUCGAGAUUCUUUCAGUAGAGAAAGAGAUCAGAGUCCACAUAAAAGGCAUGAGAGGUCUUGGUCACGUUCCCAUGGAUGUGAUGAUCGUCCAAGAUCAAGGUCACCUCGAGUUUGGAGCCAUGGUCGAAGCCAUAGAGAGGACAGCUAUGAUGAUUAUCAAAAUGAGAAAACUCAGAAGCAAAGGGACCGAGAAGAGAAAUAUCAGCUGGAGCAAUAUUCUGUGGCACCAUCUGCAACUAUUGUUGUAAAGGGUCUAUCGCACAAAACGACAGAGGAAGAUCUUUGCCAGAUUCUUGCUGAAUGGGGCCCACUUCGUCAUGUUCGUGUGAUCAAGGAGCGAACCUCUGGCAUUUCUCGUGGAUUUGCUUUUAUUGAUUUUCCUUCAGUGGGGGCAGCACGCUCAAUGAUGGACAAGAUUGGUGAUGAUGGUCUUGUUGUGGAUGGUAGGAAGCUUUUCUUUGAUUACAGUAGUAAGCCAACUGGGGGCACUGGUGGACCUUCUGCUCAUAAUAAUGCUGUGAAAUUGGGUCACUCAAAUCAUAAGAGCACCACAUUACCGUCUGAUUGGAUGUGCACAAUUUGCGGAUGUGUCAAUUUUGCACGUCGAACUGCAUGUUUUCAGUGUAAUGAGCCACGUACUAAUGAUGCUCCAGCAGCUGACAUAUCUUUAUCAGGAAAGAGAGGAUCUGAGUCAGUAGGUCCUACCCAUGUAUUGGUUGUUCGUGGAUUGGAUGAAAAUGCUGAUGACGAAAUGCUUCGUUAUGAGUUUUCUAAAUAUGCCCCAAUUAAGGAUCUUCGCCUUGUUAGAGACAAGUUCACCCAUGUUUCAAGGGGAUUUGCUUUUGUACAUUACCAUUCGGUUGGUGAUGCCACAAAAGCCCUUGAAGCCACAAAUGGGACAACCCUUGAGAAGAAUGGGCAAAUCUUAAGAGUAGCAUAUGCAAGGAGCAUUAUUGGGCCAAGAUCAGGGACAUUGGGAUCUUUACAGUCAAGUAGCCUUGCAGCUGCUGCGAUUGAGGCAGCAGCUUUUUCUCAACAGUAUGAUGCUGUUGGAUGGACACGAAAGGAAUAUAACCCAGAUGACAAACAGUCUACUACCUGGCAGGAGCAGGCUGGUGGUUCAUUUGCAGUUCAACAGGAUCAUUCAGCUUUGCAUUCUGGAUUUGUGUGGGAUGAAGCCUCUGGUUAUUACUUUGAUGCUGCUUCUGGGUUUUACUAUGACGGGAAUACAGGCCUUUAUUAUGAUGGUAACAGUGGGUCUUGGUUUUCGUACGACCACCAAUCCCAGCAGUACAUCCCUUGCAGUGAUCGGAAUGACAACAUAAUACCUGGUAAAGAAUCUGAGCUUUCUAGAGAAGCUGAUGGUUCCAAUAAUUCAAAAGCAAUAACAUCUGCACCAGCUGCUACGGUCACUUCAGUUGAGAAGGCAGCCUCACUACCAGAUGCGGUUGAAGCUGCAGCAGCGGCAGCACUGGCUGCAGAGAAGAAAGAGAAGGAGAAAUCAAGAGAGAUAAAACUUGCUUCAAAGAGUAGUAUACUGGCUAAUAAGAAGAAGAUGAAUAAUGUGUUAACAAUGUGGAAACAGAGGAGUCAUGAAGGGAAGGCAUCCCGAUCAGGUCUUAAUGACAAUCACCUGUCCGCUUCAUCAGAAGAUAGGCCUCUUUCAGCCGAACAACAUGCAAUAAGCAAGGAUAAAUUUGAUAUGAUGGACCUGAAGGAGGGUGAUACAAGAAGUUCAGGAGUCAAUACAACUGCCCAAGCUACAUCGACAUGGGGUUUGGGGUCUCCAGCCAAGCCAAGGCCUAUAAAUAACAGCUCAGGGGGGACUUUAAUGGGAGUAAUAAGAGGUUCUGCAAGGGUCCUGGUGAAAUCUGAUAUUCCAUUUCCCAGAUCAUCUGCUGGAGUUUCAACCUCUUCUGCUGGUGGAGUUGCUGAGGGUUCAUUGUCAUCAACUUCGGAUCCUGCAUCUAUGACUCCCUUUAGGACUGAUGCAUCUGCAUCGGGUUCUAUUGCACCUUCAACUAUAACUGGGAGUGGUAAAAGAAGGUUUUCUGAAGCACCAGUGCCUCCAACUACCAACAAGGGGCAGUCUCAAACCACUUAUAGGGACCGUGCAGCUGAGAGGAGGAACUUGUAUGGUUCAUCAUCUUCCACCGCUGAUGAUAUACCUGACGAUCCAAUGCCUUUCCCACCUGGAGUUGGUGGUGGACGGUGGGCUGUAUCAGAUGAUGUACAAAGUUUCGAGGUUAUCACAGCAAAGAAAGCAAUUGAUAAGAACAAUGUGGGCAACCGAAUGCUCCGCAGUAUGGGUUGGCAUGAAGGAUUGGGAAUGGGGAAGGAUGGAAGUGGAGUAACAGAAGCAGUUGAAGCACAGGGAAUGGAUAAAAGAGCGGGACUUGGAAUUCAGGUGAAGAAGUUGGACCCUAGCCUUGAGGUGCAAGCUGGCGAUAGUUACAAAACUGUGAUUCAUAAGAAAGCACUUGCUAGGUUCCACCAAAUGUCAUAGGUUGGAUCACACAGAUGUGGACAGUCUUUGUUUAUAAACAUAUUUUGAAAUCCUUAGGUUUGAGAUUAUAUUUCAUUUGCCUGGAUGAAUGGAGUUGGUCUGUCUAGGCCCUUAGAUCAUCUUGGUAAGGUACAUGAUUCCCCAUGUUUGGAUUUGGAUAAGGGGAGCGAAAGUAAGGAAAGUUCGGGUAAACUGUAAAAUAUCUACCCAAAUUUGGUAAAAGUUUAGGAAAGUGAAAAUGCUUUUUAAAGAUGUGAUUUUCUUUUCUUAUAUGAAAAGAUUGUAAAAAUUCUUUUAUUUUGUUGUUUUUACAUGAAUUUUAACCAUACAAAUAGGUUACCCGUAUUUAUA